Molecule: messenger RNA, 811 nt
Organism: Labrus mixtus (cuckoo wrasse)
Lineage: Eukaryota; Metazoa; Chordata; Actinopteri; Labriformes; Labridae
Product: high choriolytic enzyme 1-like
Exons: 1
Coding region: 1-798 (265 amino acids)
Biological process (GO): proteolysis
Molecular function (GO): zinc ion binding; metalloendopeptidase activity
Source: RefSeq, a predicted model, not a curated record
AUGACUCCGUCUGCCAGCCUGCUGCUGCUGCUCCUGCUUGGCCUCUCUCAGGCUCUUCCUCUUCAGGAGGAAGGAAGCGCAGAAGAAGAAGAAACAAUCCCAGACGGCGUGGACAUCACCACCAGGAUUCUGACCUCCAACAACGGCACAGACGAGAUCCUGCUGGAAGGAGACCUGCUGGCUCCCAGAACCAGAAACGCCAUGAUGUGCUGGUCCCAGAGCUGCCUGUGGAGGAAAGCCUCCACCGGCCUGGUGAUGAUCCCCUUCACCGUGAACAGCCAGUUCACCAGCGGGGAAAGGCAGAAGAUCGACUACGCCAUGAAGGAGUUCCACAGCAGAACCUGCCUCCGCUUCGUCCCCCGUAAGAACGAGUACGACUACAUCAGCAUCGAGAACGAAGCGGGAUGUUUCUCCGCUCUGGGCAGAACGGGAGGCAGACAGGUGCUGUCUCUCAACAGGCAGGGCUGCCUCUACCACGGCAUCAUCCAGCACGAGAUCAACCACGCUCUGGGCUUCCAGCACGAGCAGACCAGGAGCGACCGCGACAACUACGUCCGGAUCAACUGGGAGAACAUCGACCCACCGAUGGCCUACAACUUCCACAGGGCGUCCACCAACAACCUGAACACUCCCUACGACUACUCCUCCAUCAUGCACUAUGGAAAAACAGCCUUCUCCAUCCAGUACGGCAAGGACUCCAUCACCCCCAUCCCCGACUCCAACGUCCAGAUCGGCCAGAGGCAGGGCAUGUCCUACUGGGACAUCAUGAGGAUCAACCUGCUGUACGGCUGCAAAUAAACGCUGAAGCUAA